AUGGAGAUCCGGCCGGAAAGGUUUAAGGUCGUGGCAGCCAAGACUCUCGGAAAAAUAUACGGGGCGCUUGAGAAGAAGCAGGAAAAUGGCGAGACCAUUGAGCUGUCGGCGGAGGGCCGGCCAGAGCUGGUGGAGGAGAAGGAGAUGCCUUUGGUGGACUGCACAUGCUUUGGCCUGCCCAGGCGCUACAUCAUUGCCAUCCUCUCUGGCAUUGGCUUCUGCAUUUCCUUUGGUAUCAGAUGCAACUUGGGCGUGGCCAUUGUCAGCAUGGUCAACAGCCACACCAUCUUCAGAGACAACAAGGAGGUUGUAGUGAAAGCUCAGUUUGAUUGGGAUCCAGAAACAGUGGGAAUGAUCCACGGCUCCUUCUUCUGGGGUUACAUAGUAACCCAAAUCCCUGGAGGGUUCAUCUGUCAAAAGUUUGCAGCAAACAGAGUGUUUGGCUUUGCCAUAGUGGCCACGUCUUUCCUGAAUAUGCUCAUCCCUUCAGCAGCACGGAUACAUUUUGGCUGUGUAAUCAUUGUCAGGGUAUUUCAAGGACUUGUGGAGGGGGUUUCAUAUCCGGCCUGUCAUGGUAUUUGGGCAAAAUGGGCACCACCUCUUGAGAGAAGUCGCUUGGCCACAACAGCCUUUUGUGGUUCAUAUGCUGGUGCAGUCAUUGCCAUGCCAUUAGCUGGAAUCCUAGUCCAGUACUCAGGGUGGUCCUCAGUCUUCUAUGUGUACGGAAGUUUUGGGGUCAUGUGGUACUGCUUCUGGUUCCUGGUAUCUUAUGAAAGUCCAGCGGCCCACCCUACCAUCACGGAGGAGGAGAGAAAAUAUAUAGAAGAAAGCAUUGGCGAGUCAGCUCAGCAUUCAGUGGCGAAAUUCAAAGCACCUUGGAAGGCCUUCUUUACAUCCAUGCCAGUGUAUGCUAUCAUCGUGGCUAAUUUCUGCAGAAGCUGGACUUUCUAUUUGCUUCUCAUCAGCCAGCCUGCAUACUUCGAGGAGGUGUUUGGGUUUGAGAUUAGCAAGGUGGGCAUAGUUUCUGCACUUCCGCACCUCGUCAUGACCAUUAUUGUGCCCAUUGGUGGCCAGAUUGCUGACUAUCUGCGCUCCAACCAAAUUAUGACCACCACUAACGUCCGGAAGCUUAUGAACUGCGGAGGAUUUGGAAUGGAGGCAACCCUGCUGCUGGUGGUGGGCUUCUCUCAUACAAAAGGGGUUGCCAUUACAUUCCUGGUCCUUGCUGUGGGUUUCUCUGGCUUUGCCAUUUCAGGUUUCAAUGUCAACCACCUGGACAUUGCACCUCGCUAUGCCAGUAUCCUCAUGGGUAUCUCCAAUGGUGUGGGCACUUUGUCUGGUAUGGUUUGUCCUCUUAUAGUUGGUGCCAUGACAAAGCAUAAGACACGAGAAGAGUGGCAGGGUGUGUUUCUCAUCGCCUCACUUGUUCACUACGGAGGUGUUAUAUUCUAUGGCAUCUUUGCAUCAGGAGAGAAGCAAGCUUGGGCAGAGCCAGAGCAGCUGAGUGAUGAGAAAUGUGGCAUCCUGGAUGAGGAUGAGCUUGCAAAUGAGACAGAGGAGCUGUAUCGCACAAGUGGUGGAGGAGGCUACGGAGCCACGAACCAGGGAGCAGAUCCCAACGGAGGCGGAGGCAUUGGGGGAGGGGGCUGGGUCUCAGACUGGGACAAAACUGAGGAGUACGUCCAACCCGCUGGAACCAAUAAUUACCUUUAUGGAGAAGAGGGGGAACGAGAGUUAACAUAAAACCAUCAGCAUCUUCUGCACAUAGCCUUUAGUGAGGCAGGAACAGUACAUCAACAGUGUGGAGUUUGACCUGAUGGCACUAAGAACUUUGAAAGUGCAGAUUUUAAAAGGAAUGUGGGAGGGGACUAUUUUCAGCAAGUCUGACUGUAUUAUCCUAACUGAACUGAAUUCAAAGAGAUUCCAAAGUGAAGGGGAGGACAUUAGUAAAUGUAAAAUGUGUGUUUGUGUGUGAUUGCAAUUGUGUAUGUUGUGUGACAGUCAAUCUAAGUAAGAGUGUUUUAGGACUCAUCACCCUCCCUGUGAUCUCUGGGAGGAGGACUGUGUUUUAGGCCUGGAGUGGCUUUCUUUAAUAUUUAUUCAUGGGUAUAAUUGUAGGAAUUUCUAUAUUAUCUGAGAGGAUUUGGGUUUCGUUUGUACACCUGUCACUUAUAUUGAAUCACUUAAGAUUAUAAAUCUCUAGGUGCAUGUUGGCCACAAAUACAUUUCUGCUGUUGGGUUAAAACCGACUGAGUUUUUUUGAUGGAAAAAGUUUCGUAAAUGGUUGUAGAAUUUACACCUCCGCUGAAGUUAAAACACAAAAUCAUCAAAAGAACUGCAAGAUUUUCACACAGUGCUGUCAACGCGUUCCCCCCUAAAAACAGUGUUAAGUUUUGUCCUUAAUGUGCACACUUUAAAGAAGAAGCAUGUUAUUUGUGCCAAUACAACAAAAUAUUUUGCUAUGUAGUAUUGGUUUACUCAUCAACUGAGAAAGUAAUUGAACAACUGCACAAAUUACUGUACACAGCUCUAUGAGAAGUCUAAAUAGCCCAGGCUUCAUUUGUAGCUGUAGCAUUUUUGAUUUCCUCAUGCUAAAAUGCUUUUUUUGUACAAGGCCUCGAACCUGUCUAUCCAGCUGCUGACAUGCUGGGGAAUAAAAAUGCCUCAUACAGGACAAGAAGAAAUGUGUUAGUAACAAUCCCUUUCAAGUCAGGUUUUUAGCUUAGAGUCACAUUCAUCUCUGAUAGAUCUCUUUGAAACUGUUCUUUUCAAAUUCCAUAUCUGAAUUUUGUUCGGUUUGCUUUACAUCUAAAAUAAUCUUCAUUAAUGCUAAUCUUUCAUGUUGCUGUUGUGUUCAGGCAAUUCAUGCUAUAAGUGUAAACAUCAGGAGAAGCACUUUGCUGUCACCGUAUAACUUAAGAAAUCCAACGCAGGUCAGUCUGUGUGGUGCCAGUUAUGUAGCAUAAUGAUAAAAUGACAGACUUUGCAAAUAGAGCCAUCACAUAGAUCCCAGUCAUUCUCAUUUAAAGGUUAUCCCCCUUCGCUUUGUUUUAUAGUGCAGGAAAGUGAAGCUAUGUGAAGUGGUCAGUAAAUGAGGACCAGUGGAAAAAAUAAAAGGCUGAUAAUGGAAAACAAAACAAUGACAUGUCACUGUACAUGAGCAAUUAAUUUAAUUUUUCUUAGUAGAUGUUGUAAUGUAUCCAACUAGCCCCCAAAACACAGCUUUAGAUUUGAAAGAAACAUGUGUUAGAUUAUUGAAGUGGUAUCACUUUGACUGAUACUAUUUCAAGUUCACUAGUUGAUUCAAUAUUAAAUGUUAGGGUUUUUACUGUUUUUGUUAUUUUCGUAAAUUCCUUGCUAUUAAAUGUUUUGUUCUGGAUUUUAAACCAAAAUGAUAUAUGUAAAAGUCAUGUACAUGUGAAAAAUAUUGUAAAAUAAAACCUAGAGGUGAUCAUUCAUGUACAACAAUAAUAGAUAUUCUUACUCCCAUUUUUAUGUAUUAAUUGAAGAGCAGAUGAUUACAGCUGGGUGUUACUUUUUUUUUUUUUUAAUUAUGGCACCUGUUUAUUUUUUCUUUCUUUCUUUUCUUUUUUCUUGCAAGCCAACUUUCUUCCGCUCCAUACCUGAUUCAGGAACUAAUAAUGUAGGUCUUUGGACACAGUGGUUUCAUGUUACCCAUAAUGCUGUACUCC
This is a messenger RNA of Scatophagus argus, 3692 nucleotides long. RefSeq names its product vesicular glutamate transporter 1-like. Gene Ontology annotation, cellular component: synaptic vesicle membrane; excitatory synapse. The coding region runs from base 1 to 1743 and encodes 580 amino acids. Lineage: Eukaryota; Metazoa; Chordata; Actinopteri; Scatophagidae. The transcript is spliced from 13 exons. Gene Ontology annotation, biological process: synaptic transmission, glutamatergic; transmembrane transport; regulation of synapse structure or activity. The record is from RefSeq and is a predicted model, not a curated record. Gene Ontology annotation, molecular function: neurotransmitter transmembrane transporter activity; L-glutamate transmembrane transporter activity.